This is a messenger RNA of Polychytrium aggregatum, 2899 nucleotides long. RefSeq names its product quinon protein alcohol dehydrogenase-like superfamily. The coding region runs from base 59 to 2722 and encodes 887 amino acids. The transcript is spliced from 6 exons. Gene Ontology annotation, molecular function: protein binding. The record is from RefSeq and is a predicted model, not a curated record. Gene Ontology annotation, cellular component: Pwp2p-containing subcomplex of 90S preribosome; small-subunit processome. Lineage: Eukaryota; Fungi; Chytridiomycota; Chytridiomycetes; Polychytriales. Gene Ontology annotation, biological process: ribosomal small subunit assembly; maturation of SSU-rRNA from tricistronic rRNA transcript (SSU-rRNA, 5.8S rRNA, LSU-rRNA).
CGUCGCGCACGUCCAGACCCAAUCCCGCACAACCCCGCACUGAGCGCCGCCGUCGACGAUGAAGUUGGAUUUCAAGUUCUCGAACCUGUGCGGAACCGUAUACAAGCAGGGAAAUGUCCUGUUCACCCCCGACGGAAACUCGAUCGUGAGCCCUGUCGGAAACAGGGUCACUGUAUUCGAUCUCGUCAACAACAAAUCUGUUACCCUCCCUUUCGAGAACCGCAAAAACAUCGCACGGAUGGCUUUGUCUCCGAACGGGUCGCUUUUGAUCACAGUCGACGAAGACGGCCGGGCUCUCCUUGUCAACUUCCAGCGACAUAUUGUUCUGCAUCAUCACACCUUCAAGGAGCCUGUUCGUGAUAUCCAGUUCUCCCCGAACGGCCGCUACCUCGCCGUGACCUUUGGCCGCCUUGUUCAAGUGUGGAAGACCCCUGGGUUCACAUUCGAGUUCUCUCCCUUUGUCCUGCACCGUACCUACGGCGGACACUACGACGACGUGACGCGGAUCUCGUGGAGUGCCGACUCGCUGUACUUUGUCUCGGGUGGAAAGGACAUGAUUGUGCGCAUCCACUCUCUCGACCCGACCGAGGGCUUUGAGCCGUGCUCGCUGGCCAGCCAUCGCGAUGUCAUCGUCGGCGCCUGGUUCAGUCAAAGCCAGGACGCCGUCUUCUCGGUCGAUCGUGGCGGCGCCUUGAUCGAGUGGAGACGCCAACCCACCGACCAGAGCAAUCAAGAUAGCGACAGCGACGACGGCAAUGUUGGCGAUCGCAAGCGAGUCAAGGCCGCCAAGGGACAGGGCCACAAGGCUGCGCCCAAGCCCGAAACCAAGUGGAAGAUUGCAAACAAGCGCUAUUUCGACAUGAAAGCCAAAGUCGUCGGCGUGGCCUUCCAUGCAGCCUCCAACCUGCUGGUCGCUGGGUUCUCGACGGGUAUCUUUGGUAUAUGGGAGCUCCCUGACUUUAACAACAUUCACACGCUCAGUAUUUCGCAAAAGAAGAUUGACACCGUCGCAAUCAACGCUACCGGAGAGUGGCUGGCCUUUGGCGCCUCAAAGCUUGGCCAACUUCUCGUGUGGGAAUGGCAGUCCGAGUCAUACGUCCUGAAGCAGCAGGGCCACCAGUACGACAUGAACUGCCUGGCCUAUUCCCAGGACGGCCAGUACGUUGUCACCGGCGGCGACGACGGGAAGGUCAAGCUGUGGAACGUGCAAACCGGAUUCUGCUUCGUCACCUUCACGGAGCACACCGCCAGUGUCAACUCGGUCGAGUUUGCCAAGCAAGGACAAGUGAUUUUCUCGGCCUCACUCGACGGAACCAUCCGUGCGUUUGAUUUGGUGCGCUACCGCAACUUCCGGACGUUCACGUCGCCGACGCCGGUUCAGUUUGGCUGCCUUACGGUCGAUCCCAGUGGCGAAAUCGUCUGCGGCGGCAGCAUCGACACCUUUGAGAUCUACGUGUGGUCGGUGCAGACAGGAAAGCUGCUGGACAUUUACUCUGGUCACAAGGGUCCGAUUUCGUGCAUGACGUUCUCGCCCACCGACGGCAUUCUCGCCACCGGAUCCUGGGACAAGACGGUCCGCGUCUGGGAUGUCUUUGGCAGAGACAUUUCCCCCGAGUCCUACGAUCACCAAUCCGAGGUUUUGGCGGUCGCGUACCGGCCUGACGGCAAGGAGGUUGCUGCGACGACCCUCGACGGCCAGAUCAGCUUCUGGGAGGUCGAGAACGCCAAGCUCAAGUACACGAUCGAGGGUCGCAAGGACAUCAGCGGCGGGCGCAAGACCGCCGACCGCACGACGGCGGCCAACUCGUCAUCGGGCAAGAGCUUCACCUCUGUCUGCUACACCUCGGACGGCCAGGGAAUCAUUGCCGGCGGCAACUCCAAGUACGUUUGCAUCUACGACAUCUCCAGCAAGAUCCUGCUGAAGCGCUUCCAGAUCUCCAGCAACCUCUCGCUCGAUGGCAUGCACGAGAAGCUCAACAGCAAGAACAUGACCGAGGCCGGCCCCAGGGAUCUCAUCGACACCACGGCCGAUCUGAGCGACCCCGAGGAUCGGCUGGCCCAAACCCUGCCUGGAGCAAAGCGCGGCGACCUCAGUCUGCGAACAGUGCGUCCCGAGGCGCGAACAAAGUGUGUGCGCUUCUCGCCGACGGGACGCAGCUGGGCAGCAGCCUCGACCGAGGGCCUGCUGGUCUAUUCGUUGGACGACCAGCUGAUCUUUGAUCCGUUCGAUCUCGAGAUCGACAUCACUGCCACCACGGUGCUGGAGGCGCUUGCAAUGCAGGACUAUCUCCGAUCGCUGGUCAUGGCCUUCCGCCUGGGCGAGGCCAAGAUUGUCCGGCAGGUGUACGAGACCAUUCCGCCAAGCGAUGUCCUGCUCGUGAGCCGCAACCUGCCGAGCAAGUACCUCGGAAAGUUUGUAAAGUUCCUGGUCGGACACAUGGAGGAGAAUCCACGUAUCGAGUUCCAUCUCUCGUGGAUCGUCGCUCUGCUCAAGUACCACGGACGGUUCCUCAAGGAGCACUCGAACGAAUUUUCGAGCGCACUGCGAGGGAUGCAGAAGGUGAUAUCCAAAGAGUCCGAGGACCUCAGCAAAGUAUGCAACGACAACACCUACACGCUACAAUAUCUCACCACCAAGGCAAUCCAGGCUGGAGACGAGAACCUGGCGCCCCUCGAGUCGAUGGAGUUGGACGAAGUCGGCAUGGACGACAUUGGGCUGUAAGGGGCACCUGACGACGCUGGGAACACAUCCUGAACCCUCCCCCCGCGAUCGGGAGAUGAGUAUCUCUGGGAAAUGGUUGAUAAAAUAGAACCAAGAGGCAUGCUUGCCCCGAGAGAGUCCAUCAAUAAGCGCCAGGGGGAAUGGAUGCUGCACUUGGGUGGAUUCAAUCAACUACUG